GAACCUUACACUCAGAAAUGCAACAUAAAAAAGAUGAUGGCUGAGGAUGGUGACUGGACUACCAUUCUGUUUUGUAAGGAUGACAUUCAAUCAGAAGAUGAUGUCCCAUACAGUUAUGAGAUAUUCCACUUCAUAUUCUCAAUGGGAGCAAUGUAUUUUGCAAUGCUAUUCAUUAGCUGGGAGUUGGAUCAACCAACUAGAAAGUGGAGCAUCGAUGUUGGUUGGCCUAGUACAUGGGUGAAAAUUAUCAACCAAUGGUUUGCUGCCAGCAUAUAUUUGUGGAAGCUGAUCUCCCCUGUUGUAAUGGGGGAAAAAGCCAUCAAUCAGGAACAACAUGUGCAGAAUGUUCCAGUAGCAGUAUGAUAUCAAGAUUACUCCAGAACAUGUUCUGUUCUAGUGGACUUCAGUCUCAACUCAGCAUUGUACAUUUAUAGCCAUGAAAUAUUCCUUAUUUCUCAUACAUGUAAUUACAAUUUUUCAAGCCGCAUGUAUUUGUUUCAUAUAACUAAGUUAAUGUGCAUAAUUCAAUGGUAGAAAACCUUUUUCCA
Messenger RNA from Elaeis guineensis (African oil palm), 548 nucleotides. The record is from RefSeq and is a predicted model, not a curated record. Lineage: Eukaryota; Viridiplantae; Streptophyta; Magnoliopsida; Arecales; Arecaceae.